Molecule: messenger RNA, 1751 nt
Organism: Solea senegalensis (Senegalese sole)
Lineage: Eukaryota; Metazoa; Chordata; Actinopteri; Pleuronectiformes; Soleidae
Gene: mybpha
Product: myosin binding protein Ha
Exons: 12
Coding region: 13-1575 (520 amino acids)
Molecular function (GO): protein binding
Source: RefSeq, a predicted model, not a curated record
GUGGUCAGAGUCAUGCCAGGAAAACCUGCGCCCAUCAAGAAGUCCCCGGCCAAGAAGGCCGCGGGGAAGGCUUCUCCUGAGGCCGCUUCUCCUGAGGCCACUUCUCCUGAGACCGUCCCUGAGAAGGUUCCUGAGCCUGAACCUGCUCCUGUAGAAGAUGUUCCUCCGCCUGUAGAAGCUCCAGCAUCAGCUGAAGCUGUAGCUGAAACACCAGCUGCUCCUGCUCCUGCAGCUCCAGCUCCAGCUCCAGCAGACGCUGUUGUAGCUGAGGAGCUGCCCAAAGCGCCAACACCGCCCCCUGCUGCAGGCUCAUCUGACCGUCCUCCAGCUCCCAGCAGCGCUCCUCUGGACGUGUCUUUGGACGACGUGAACAACUCCAGCUUCACCAUCAAGUGGGACAUGCCGGCGACAAUCGGAGCCACCGGCCUUGAGGGAUACACCAUCGAGUACCGCAAGGAUGGAACGUCAGACUGGAUUGUCGCUAACGAGUAUCCGACGCAAGGGAACCACUACUGCAUCAAGAACCUGACGACCGGCGACCUGAUGCACGCCCGCGUGUUCGCAGUUAACCGUGCAGCUCGCAGUGAACCUGGCGUCCUGGCCGAGCCUGUGAUAAUCCAUGAGAUUGGGGAUCGUCCCAAGAUCCGCAUGCCACGCAUUCUCCGCUCUCGCUACAUCCGACAGGUCGGAGAGCAGGUCAACGUGGUCAUUCCAUUUCUCGGGAAACCCAAACCCGUGGUGUCGUGGCUGAAGAACGGUCAGCCUCUGGACAUGAAGAGGGUCAACAUCAGGAACAGCGACCGCGACAGCAUCAUGUUCAUCCGCUCGGCUGAGAGGGAGGACUCCGGCAAUUACGAGAUGACCGUCAAAGUGGACAGCUUUGAAGACAAAGCCACGCUCGUGCUGCAGAUUGUGGAGCUGCCUGGUCCUCCUGCCAGUGUGAAGCUGGUCGAUGCCUGGGGCUUCAACGCUUCCCUGGAAUGGACUCCUCCAAAGGACAACGGCAACUCAGACAUCACCGGCUACACCGUUCAGAAGGCAGACAAGAAAACCGGGGACUGGUUCACGGUGCUGGAGCAUUUCCACAGACUCAGUGUCACCGUCACCGACCUCGUCAUGGGAAACUCGUACGUAUUCAGGGUGUUCGCCGAGAACCAAGUGGGGCGGAGUCAGACGGCUGCCGUCACCAAAAAGGUGGCCACCGUCCCGAAGACAGGUAUCGUCUAUAAACCUCCUCAGUACGUGGACCACGACUUCGCCGAGGCCCCGAAGUUCACCACGCCCCUGAGCAACCACGCCGCCACAGUGGGAUACACCACCAAGCUGCUGUGUGCUGUCCGUGGAUGCCCCAAGCCAAAGAUCGAGUGGAUGAAAAACCAGAUGAUCAUCGGUAACGACCCAAAGUACCGACAGAUCUCAACCCAGGGCGUCUGCUCGCUGGAGAUCAGGAAGCCCAGCAGCUUUGACGGCGGCGUGUACACCUGCAGAGCCAAGAAUGACCAGGGGGAGGCAGUGGUCUCCUGCAAGCUGGAGGUCAAGAAGGUGAUUCAUCCAGAGGCAGAGAAGAGCAAAUAAACGAAUGAGUGCCUUUAAUGGACCAGCAGAAGUCCAGGUCUUAUGUUUGAAGGUACGUUCACAUGUGUGUGGAAAUCCACCUCAGAUUAAGUCUAAGAUAUCUUAAGAACAAAUGUCUUAUUUUUACAGUUCGGCUUUAAAUAUCCUUUGUUAAGGUUUAACUCAGUGACCCAAAG